CAUGGUUGGCCACCCUGGUUCCUGUUUUCUAAUAACGAUCAUAACAAUCUCAUCUAUUAUUAACCAGCUAUAACUAUGUCUCAGCCUAGAGGAACGAUACAGAAACAAAUCCAGAAUGAUUGGGCAAAUAGGGAGUACAUCGAAAUCAUAACAGUGAGCAUCAAGAAGAUUACGGAUUUUUUGAAUUCCUUUGAUCUAUCUUGUCGGUCAAAAUUGGCCACAUUAAAUGAAAAACUUACUACACUGGAGCGAAAGAUAGAUUACCUUGAAGCAUGUGUGACAAAAGGAGAGACCUAUACUUAGAUAUUACUAGUCCCUUAUUUAUUUAUAUCAACUUUUUAAUAAAUUUAUUAUAAACUC
Messenger RNA from Nicrophorus vespilloides, 360 nucleotides. RefSeq names its product probable protein BRICK1-B (gene HSPC300). The record is from RefSeq and is a predicted model, not a curated record. Gene Ontology annotation, molecular function: protein-containing complex binding. Gene Ontology annotation, biological process: cell motility; actin filament organization; regulation of actin polymerization or depolymerization. Gene Ontology annotation, cellular component: SCAR complex. The transcript is spliced from 3 exons. The coding region runs from base 76 to 303 and encodes 75 amino acids. Lineage: Eukaryota; Metazoa; Arthropoda; Insecta; Coleoptera; Silphidae.